CUUUUUUCCUUAGGUGACUUCAAGGUAAAAAACAAGAAACGUGAGAGCUCUUAGAUAGAAAGACAAGUCACACAAAGGGAGUUUUGGCUUGGAGGACGGCUCCAGGGCUACAGCCUAACUCGAUUUGGCCUAUCUGCUGACAAACAGCCUCUCCCAACUGUUACAAGUCAACAACAGGCGGCAUCAUAGGCGACAGCAACUGCGAUGCAAUGAAUAGGCCACUAUUAGCACUAUGGACCCUUCUCGGGCAUGCUGCAUGUUCUCAGCCCUCGGCCCCAAAUCCCAUAGCUGCACCUUUACGCGAGCUGCCUUGGGCGCAGCUUAACUUCCUGCACACUACCGAUGUCCAUGGCUGGUGGGGCGGCCAUCUUCAAGAGCCAUCUUACUCCUCAGACUGGGGAGAUUACAUUUCAUUUGCCAAACACCUUCACGACAGAGCCGAUGCCGAUGGAUCAGACUUACUCUUGAUCGACACUGGUGACCGGAUUGAGGGAAAUGGCAUCUACGAUGGAUCUGACCCCAAAGGCAAAUUUACGUACGGUAUCGCCAAAGAACAACAUAUCGACUUAAUAUGCUCUGGCAACCACGAACUUUACAAGAAAACCUCAUCUGAAGGCGAAUUCUAUCACACAGUUCCUAACUUUAAAGGGAGUUAUAUCGCCUCAAAUCUGGACAUCUACAAUCCCGAAACUGGAAAGCUUGAGCCCCUUGCUUCACGUUUCAAGAAGUUCAAGACUAAGAACCAAGGCAUUCGCAUCCUUGCACUUGGGUUCAUCUUUGACUUUACUGGAAAUGCCAACAACACAGUCAUCCACACAGUCGAUGAUACCGUGAAAAAGGACUGGUUUCAAGAGGCUAUACGAGAUAAGGAUCUAGACUUGAUCAUUGUAUUCGGCCACGUGGAUAUCCGCUCCCAUGAAUAUUCUACUCUCUUCUCCACAAUCCGGAAAGUUCAAUGGGAUAUUCCCAUCCAGUUCUUUGGAGGACAUACUCACAUCCGAGAUUACAAGAUUUACGAUGACAAGUCUGUUGCCCUCGAGAGCGGACGUUACAUGGAGACUCUAGGUUUCAUGUCUAUCAACGGACUUAGCACUGGAGGAACCGAAGAACGAUCCCCAGAAUCACGCAAGGGUAAACUCACGUUCUCUCGUCGGUACCUUGACAACAACCUGUUCUCCCUUCAGCAUCACAGCGGCAAGGAUGACGAGACUUUCCCGACAGAUCACGGCUUGAGUGUGACUGCUCAGAUUGGUCUGGCAAGGAGGGCGUUGGCACUUGGCAAACGCUAUGGAUGCGCCCCCUCUGACCUCUGGGUCAACCGGAGACCGUAUCCCCACGAAGAGAGCAUCUUCACCUGGCUUGAGGGGCUGGUUCUUCCUGACCAGAUCCAACAAUCAGCCCGCAUUCAGAAGGGCAGCAAGGCCCUCGUCAUUACCAAUACUGGAAGUAUGCGCUUUGACAUCUUCAAAGGCCCAUUCACCAAAGACACGACAUACCUCGUUUCGCCUUUCACAAGCGGUCUCAGAUACAUCAAAGACGUUCCAUACAAGACAGCAAGCCGCGUCCUAAGGCUCCUCAACAGUGAAGGGCCUAUACUGGAUAUGAUGACAGAAGAGAAGGUCUCCAUGACGUCGCCUGAGCAUCUCGCUGCGCAAGUACGCCCUGAAAUGAUUACCCCGAAAAACCACGAAGGGUUCGCGAAUCACGGACCCCAUGCACAAACACCAAUGUCACCUAACGACCAGGGUCUCACACCAGGCUACACCACCAAGGACGACGCAGGCGAGGACGGAGACGAUACACUGCAUUCUCCUAUCCCCUUCUAUAACGUCCCGAACUGCAUCCAAUCUACCGUUGGCUUUGACUCCAAGGAAGACCCUGAGACCGUCGAUCUAAUGUACAAUGAGUUCAUUGAGAAGUGGAUUAUCCUUGCAUUAGAGUAUCUAGGUGAGACGUACGAUGAAUCAGACACUUUGUCAGCUCUGGAUGGCAAGAGCUUUACUGAGAUUAUUACGGACUGGGUGAAAGAUAACUGGGAUGUCGAAGGCAAGACUUGUCCUUAAGAGUGGUUCGUGAACGGAGAGAAUUUUGUUAGGAUUCUUGUUUUCUGAAAUUUAGAUUGUGUUUAUAUAAAUUUCCUGUAGUCGCAGAUAUGGCC
Messenger RNA from Lindgomyces ingoldianus, 2158 nucleotides. RefSeq lists its product as uncharacterized. Bases 210 to 2063 code for a protein of 617 amino acids. Gene Ontology annotation, molecular function: hydrolase activity. Gene Ontology annotation, biological process: nucleotide catabolic process. The record is from RefSeq and is a predicted model, not a curated record. Lineage: Eukaryota; Fungi; Ascomycota; Dothideomycetes; Pleosporales; Lindgomycetaceae. Gene Ontology annotation, cellular component: cytosol. The transcript has 2 exons.